AUGUCGCCAAGCACCCUGCUCCCGGAGCCGAGCUUCACGCUCACUCCUAUGGACAAGACGCCUAAGGAGAAGCACAACUUCGGUGCCGUCAUUACUGACUUGGACCUGAGUGACAUCUCAGAUGAGGAUGUCAAGGCUUUGAGUGAUGCUAUUUGGACACACAAGGUCGUCGUGGUCAAGGGGCAAAAAGAUCUGGCUCCCAUCAAGCAAUGGGAACUCGUUACUAGGUUUGAUCCAGAUGCACCUCAGGUGCAUUCGCACGGCGAUAUCAAGACUUUUAACAAGAAAGGUGGCAUGCUCUCCAGAUAUCGGGAUGUCCACGGAAUUCCCGGUGCUGAAAAUGUACGACUUAUUGGUAAAGGCUACCAGGGUGAAGACCACUUCGGGUUGAAGGACACGACAAUCACACAUGCUCUAUCCCACGACUGGCAUGCUAUCGAGCUACCUCUCGAGGAAUUCAACAAAGGUCACACUCGUUUCCAGCGGUGGCAUAUUGAUGCACCGCUGUAUGCGCGAGACCCCGCCUGGUUCACCACAUUGCGAUGCAUUAAGCGUCCUAAAGCCCCUGAGUGCCCCAAUAUCACCAUCCAUUGGGAUGACGGCUCAGGUACCACCAUGGAGACGGAACCCGGCCUGACAGCCUUCUUUAGCAAUGUGCAGAUGUAUGAGCUGAUGAGCGACGAGGAGAAGAAGAUCGCUGAUCACUCUUGGGUUGAAUACGCACCUCACCCGUACCAGUGGAUUGGUGAUUGCAAGGGCAACACCACCGGCCUCGGUUUAUAUACCCAGGGGAAAGAGAAAAAGAUUGAGGAAAUGGGAGACUGGGAUCCCAAGGACGUUAAGUCCUAUCCAAUGGUAUGGGUGAACCCAGUUACCGGCGAGAAGGCGUUCAUGGUACACGGUAUCUGCGCAAGGAAGUUGUUCAUCCGGUCCUCUCCUGAUGAGGAGCCAAAGGUCCUAGAUGACGUCGUUGAGAUACGAGCUUUCCUCAACAAGAUUCAGUCACGAGUCCUAAAGCCCGAGUAUAUCAUGAUCCCAGCCUUGGAUGAGGGAGAUAUUGUCAUGUGGGCGAACUACCAGAUGUUCCACACUGCAGUAGAUUAUCCCAAUUCCUUCGGCCCCCGAUCAAUGCAUCAAGCCAACAUUGGUGCCAGUAAAGGACCUAUCGGGCCAGUACCGAUCCCUAUCACUGCUUAA
Molecule: messenger RNA, 1197 nt
Organism: Phaeoacremonium minimum UCRPA7
Lineage: Eukaryota; Fungi; Ascomycota; Sordariomycetes; Togniniales; Togniniaceae
Product: putative alpha-ketoglutarate dependent xanthine dioxygenase protein
Exons: 3
Coding region: 1-1197 (398 amino acids)
Molecular function (GO): oxidoreductase activity
Source: RefSeq, a predicted model, not a curated record